AUGGCAAAGUAUAAGAAAUACAGACGAAAACGGAGAGCCCGAGCAAAAUUUCUACUGGAAGAAAAAGGAGAUGCUGUAGAGCCCCGGGGCUCAGGUUGUCCUUCUCCACGGUCAGCGGGUCAUCUUCCUCUGAACACGUCAGCUAUCCCAAGCCAUCUGUCCUCGCUCUGGUCAUUAGCUUUGCCCAGCGUAAAAAAUGUGGUAAAACCCUUUACAACAACAGCAUCGUUCUUGUACUGUUGGUGCCAAAACACGGUUGCACAGAGUUUUAAGGUGGUUAAAGACACCAUAUUUCCAUGGCAGAUCUACUUAAGGGAGCUAAAUACGUUCAGAGAGCAGCUGGAAAAGUUGGAAACUGAAUUUUCCAGACUACAAGGAACGCUCCAGAUGAAUGGAAUUGCAGCUUCGUCUUCAGAACAUUCUCUUUGUCAGAAGUGUAAUAAACCAGUUCUGGGUGCUCCCAUCCAGACGCCGUCAGCAGUGUCCGGGCCUUGCACAAUACAGCUGCAGCCUCUGUCUUCACCCCCUCCACCUCUUCCUCCUCCUCCUCCACCACCACCACCACCACCACUGCCCCCACCAAAACUGCCUCCGGCACCUCUCCUCCUCAAACGGGGCAACGGCUCUAAAGCACUUCUGGCACCGUCACUGAAAAAAGAUGGGCCGAUGCAGAUCACUCUCAAAGAUCUUCUGAAUGUCAAACUGAGGAAGACAAACAGCAACCUGAGCGUGGACAAGGCAGAAUCACCAGUGAAGACAUGCAGAGCAUUAAUUACCAUCUCAGAUUUACAGAGUGUUAGUCUGAGACCUAAAUCCAAGCCAUCAGCUCACAUUACAACCUCCUUAAUUACCCCUGCUAAAAAUCAGUUAGAUCUUCGAAAACAUCUGAAGAAAGUCAAUAUACAAAGAAGUCCUGGUGGCACUCCACUAAAUAGUAAAGAAAACAUUGAAUGUGGGUCUGGGUUGACACCGAUAAUGACGCAGGCACUACGGCGCAAAUUUCAGAUGGCUCAUCCAAAGAGUCCCUCGCCAGCCCGGUUAAGUGCUGCAAACAGCUUUGAUGAACAAAAGUAGAUUUCGGGAACAAUGUAUUUUUCAUUCGUGGUCACUUGAAUCCCAUUUCUAUCUCACUCAAGCAUAUGUAUUUGUAAGUAAAUCUAGUGUACACAAGAACAGAUGACAACCCUUUAGCAGCCUUUUGCUUUUUAAAGGCAGCACCUUUAUAAUGUGUCUCAAUCUGGUUGCAGCUUAUUAAUAGG
Molecule: messenger RNA, 1259 nt
Organism: Athene cunicularia (burrowing owl)
Lineage: Eukaryota; Metazoa; Chordata; Aves; Strigiformes; Strigidae
Gene: PRR11
Product: proline rich 11
Exons: 9
Coding region: 1-1074 (357 amino acids)
Cellular component (GO): cytoplasm; nucleus
Source: RefSeq, a predicted model, not a curated record